UUAGCAUUGAAACAACUGAAGAUGGAAAGUUGGUCGGUUGAGCAAGUCUGCAACUGGUUGAAACUGAGAAAUUUAGGAGAACUAGUUCCUAAGUUCCGUGAAGAAGAAAUAAGUGGAGCAGCUCUUCUGGCUCUUAAUGAUCGUAUGGUGCAGCAGCUGGUGAAGAAGAUUGGGCACCAGGCAGUGCUGAUGGACCUGAUUAAAAAAUACCAGCAACAGAAGAGUAGGCUGGAAUCCCUUAUAUACUCUUGUGAAACAGCUUCUCAAAAAUUUCCAGAAGUAAUCAGUGGGGCUACUGACAGACAGAUGUUAAUUUCUUCUGGUCCGGUGGAGCAGAAGUAUUCACAUGAAAAUGAAAAAGGACUAAUUGAUCAUAGAGUGCUAAAGCAAAAAAAAAACCUGAAAUCAUUUUUUGCGAGACACAAGAUGUUGCAGUGGACAAGUUCUUAUGUUUUGCCAGACUUCCCUUACGAUGUCAAGUGCAUAUUAGCGGAAAAAAAAUGCCCUGAUCACAGUAUGAGAAUAAGAAUUAUUGAAUUUUUACAAGCAGACAUGACAAAAUACCUGGAAGGAUCACUGUAUCCAAACAGUCAGCAAUAUAACAUUGUUGUCAAUGCUCUGCUCCAGGCAUACCCAUUCCUUGAUGAAGACGGGAAUGGCUUUUUGCUGUGGAAACGGGCCCUUAAAGAUCGUUUCAAAUACGUGCGGAGACCCAUUGAAGAUGAUGAGCAAGUCCUGAGGAACAAAUGCAAAUUUGGCCACAGGAGGGGACAGAGCAGAAAAUCUUUUGCUGAAAAUACUUUUGAGGCUAUCCAGGGGAAGGUAGAGGAAGAACCUGCUCAUCUUAAAGGCAGUGCAAUGGAUUUACAUAUUAAGUGGCUUAAUCGAGAAUAUACGAAAACUCAGAGGAACUGGGAAGAAGUGGAUAACAGAAUGAAUGUGACAAUAGAAAUACGGAGAAAGAUGAUCAGCGAUAAGGCACCUUUAAAAGAUAUUCUUAGACUAUUUCCUUUCUUAAGAUGCCCUUAUCAGCUUUUUAGGGAGUUCCAGCUUCUCACACACAUGGACAUUCAUAAGAAAACAGUCGAGAUUUUGGAGAUUUAUUCAGAAAACAUAUUGUCCUUGUAUGUGGUGAGGAAUAAUCCAAUUAACAUUAUGCUGCAAGAAAAUCUGAAGCAGCACGCAGAGGAAGACGUUCUGAAAUAUAUGAAAAUGACUGCUGCAUGUUUACUCCUGCCAGAGGUCUUUGGAGAUGAUUCCAGUCUGUUUGCUGCAGUGAACGAGGAGGUAAAGGCAGUGACACCAGUGUUGGAAGUGAAAAAUCCCUUCAACAUGAAUUCAUGUGAGUUUGCCCUGUACAUAGAAAGGGAAGAGCUGGCCCAGCUCGAUGACUGCGCCAUGGCUCUGGCAGCACUGGUGGCUGCAUUCCAUGUGUUUGAUAUCCCAUGCCCAAAGAGAAUCCACAGGACACUGAACUUCCUGGAGUCCCUGGUCUUUGAGGUGAGGAACCCAGCAUCCCUGCCCGCCCCAGUAAAGACAGGGCUGGAGACACCCUAG
This is a messenger RNA of Camarhynchus parvulus, 1557 nucleotides long. RefSeq names its product sterile alpha motif domain containing 3 (gene SAMD3). The coding region runs from base 22 to 1557 and encodes 511 amino acids. The transcript is spliced from 10 exons. NCBI's taxonomy places the organism in Eukaryota, Metazoa, Chordata, Aves, Passeriformes, Thraupidae. The record is from RefSeq and is a predicted model, not a curated record. Gene Ontology annotation, molecular function: protein binding.